Messenger RNA from Pygocentrus nattereri (red-bellied piranha), 1853 nucleotides. It is a transcript of the gene agt, whose product is annotated as angiotensinogen. The coding region runs from base 1 to 1374 and encodes 457 amino acids. Gene Ontology annotation, biological process: regulation of systemic arterial blood pressure by renin-angiotensin. NCBI's taxonomy places the organism in Eukaryota, Metazoa, Chordata, Actinopteri, Characiformes, Serrasalmidae. The record is from RefSeq and is a predicted model, not a curated record. The transcript is spliced from 4 exons. Gene Ontology annotation, molecular function: serine-type endopeptidase inhibitor activity.
AUGAAUGCAGUGCUGCUGUCUCUUGUAAUGAUCUCCUGUCUUGCCAAAGGAAUGGCCAACAGGGUCUACGUCCAUCCCUUCUCCCUCUUCAGCUUUGACAACAUUAGCUGUGAGGUCAUCCAAAGUAAGGACCCUAAACCUCUGGAGACUAUCGACCAUCUGACUCCCCUCCAAGACAGCAUUCAGCCGGACCCUCGACCUGGCACUGGCCCUGAAAUCUUGAAGAAUCUCACCCAGCGGACCGCUGUGCUGGCAGAACUGCAGAACUUUCUGGGCCUGAGGAUGUAUCAGAACCUCAGCCGCAAGCAAGAGCAUGCCAAUGUCCUGCUCUCUCCUUACAAUGCCUUUGGUGCCCUCGUGACUUUGCACCUUGGGGCAUCUAAAAAAACGGCUGUUCACUAUCAAGCGUUGCUUGGACUCAACUGGGACUCUGGUAAAACCGAUUGUGUUUACCUCAUAGAUGCCCACACAGUGUUGCGCACGCUUCAGGCCAUCAACUCGCUAAUAGACGGCCCUCGAGAUGAGCUCAGGACCCUGGUUUGGACCUUUGUACGCAGCGAUGCGGACCUCUCCAAAGACUUUGUGCGUGGGAUGCAGGAGUUUUCAGAUGCUUCUUUCGUUCGAGCGGUGGACUUCUCUCAGCCCAAAGAGGCCGAGGCUCAGGUCAACUCCUUCAUCCAGAAAACAUCAGACAGCAAGAUCAAGAGCCUCUUUACAGAUAUCAACCAGACAACAGACCUACUGUUUGCAAGCUCUGUACAUUUUAAAGGCAACUGGGGAACUGCUUUUCAGCCAGAGGUGACUACCAUGCAAGACUUCAAGGUGGAUGAGACGUCCACUGUAAAAGUACCUCUAAUGACACACACUGGUAACUACAUGCAUCUCAAUGACCCCGGCAGGAAGUGCUCUGUAGUAAAACUCAGCCUUAGCAAGCGGACUUACAUGCUUCUAGUGCUUCCACAUGAGGGAGCCAGACUGCAAGACAUUGAAAAUCAACUGCUGACUAACGUCAUAUCUACAUGGAAUAAUCAUCUAAAGAAGCGAUACCUGGAACUGUCCCUGCCAAAAUUCUCAAUGACAGCUGUGACUGACCUGAGAUCAGUGCUAUCUGACAUGGCUGUUGAAAAAUACCUGCUGGGCUCUGAUGCCAGCUUUGAGAGACUCAGCAGGAAGAAGAAUUUCACAGUUGAUAAGGUGUUCAACAAGGUGAUUUUUGAGAUGACAGAAGAAGGAGCAAAGGUUCAGAACAAGUCUGAGGAUGAUGAGAGAGUUCCCCUCAAAGUCACCGUCAACAGACCCUUCUUUUUUGCCAUUGUAGAAGGCAACUCCAACGCCAUACUGAUGCUCGGAAAGAUAAGGAAUCCAACUGUGUAAAGUAAAUCACAGCUGCAACGUAUUUAUGAAAAAUAUGGCUGCUUUUUAUGUUUAAUAUCUGCUUUAAACUCCUUACAAUCAAAUAGGAGGUAGGGGUGGGCGAUAUAGCAGAAAUAUAACAUGCUACUUUUUCUUUCAUUACAUUUGUAAGUUGGAACAGACGAUAAAGCCAGAGUAGCGUCACACCGAUGCUUUUCACAAGAAGUGGCGCUCGGCAUGGUUUGGAUAUCACGUUCAGGACACCCGCGAAUGUAGAAGGUUGUCUCGUGUGUUUGUGUGGCAGGAGUUUACAGAUUACAGUACUUAAAAUAAUUUGCUUACUUGUGGGUUUUUCAGUGUGGUACACCUGCCUAAAGUAUUCCUUUAGAAGUGACAAUGUAAGGAUUGUAUAUUUUGCAGUACCAACGAGUUUCUGUUUGACGUUAAAUGCUCUGUACAGCAAAAUUGUUUAAUUAAAAGUCCGAGAACCUCUUUUCAAA